CUCGCUUGCACGCAGCCCGCCAGGAUGCCAGGCCGUUGCAAAAGCGCUUGGCUGAAGAACGCUUCAAGCUCGCAACAGCGCGAUCGGAAAAUGAUGCGCAACGACGAGCUUUCGGCUCUGUGCGGCCGCGGCGGUCGGCAGAUGGGAUGCCGCGCGGUGUAUUUCUCGCGCGCUCAAGUGGCGGGCCCUCCGCCAUCUCGAGUGCUGUCCGCCGCCCACAUGAUCAUCCAACUGGCCAAGGACACACACUUGUAGGUGUGGGACCACACACACGCAGGCAGACAGACAGGGAGAUCCACUUUCUCUGUGUGUCAGGUCGUCGCCUCAGAUCUGCUGCACGGCGCUGUUUGUGCUGCAGAGGCUGUCGCUCAAAGCCAAACUGACCGACGCCGACGAGACCGUAACACUCACACACACUCUGCACACCACACACAGGUCUCUCUGCCGCCAUCUGUGUGUGUGUGUGACAGGUGUUGGCGGCGUCGUGUCUGUUUCUGGCCGCCAAGAUGGAGGGCAAACUGCUCCGCGCACCCAAACUGGCCGACUGCAUCAUCAGGCGCGAGAGGGCCCAGCCGACGCCCCUCCAGCCACUGGUGGCCACACACCCAUCACCCCCCAGCCCCACCCCGGCCCAGCACUCGUCGAUCGCCUCGCCGGCGAUGCCGCCGUCGCCUGCCAGCAUGGUGGACAGCCGAGACGAACAGCCGCAGCCAAAGGGGGAGAAGGAGAAGGAGGAUGGCGUGUGGGAGGUCAGCUGAGAGGGACACUGUGGGCGUCACAGACAGACAGACAGACACUGAGGGGUGUGUGUGUUGCGUGUGCGUGUAGGCGGUGAGGGGCGGGAUUGAGAGCGCCAUGAUCGCGACGGAGUUUCAGGCAAGAGAGAGAGAGAGAGAGAGGGAGAGAGAGAGAGAGAUGCACUGAUGGACCUGUGUGUGUGGCUUCUGUGUGUGUUCAGAUCAUUUACGAGCUGUCAUUUGACUUCGACAUGGAGACGGCCGUCCCGCACAUCCACUCGUACGUCACCAAACUGUCGACCUACAUAGCCACCGGUAAACAAGUGCCUGGGCACCACACCCUCUGAUGCCGUCGUGUGUGUGUCGCUGCGGUUUGUCGAUGGUCAGCUGCCAAGAUCGAGGACCUCCGCAAUGUGGCCCUCAUGUUCGCCGUCGACGCCUACCACACACGGCUGCCACUCGUCGAGACACCGCAACUCAUCGGUCAGCUGGUCUCUCUGUCUGCCGGGGCACACACACAUCAGUCCGUUUGGACGACCCACUUCUGUGUGUGUGUGUGUGUGCAGGUUUAGCGUGUCUGUGUCUGAGUGUGCGGUUUCUGAAGCUGAAGAUGCCCAAGAUCACCAUGGCGGGCGACGGCAGGGCGACAGGCAAGACAGUCAAAUGGACCGAAUUCCUCUCUGAGGAUAUCAGGUGGGGGCAGAGGGGUCGGGGAGGGUGGGGGUGCUGGUCGGUGUGUGAGUGAUCAUUGAGAACAUUGUAACUAAGUCUCUGGUGCAUUGCCUGUCCCAAUCUCUCUCUCUCUCUCUGUGUCUGUGUGUCUGUCUGUGUGUGUGUGUGUGUGUGUGUGUCAGUGAGGGUGAGGUUCUCGAGUGUGCCCGGCAGCUGCAGCCGCUCUACGACGGCACUCUCUACCACACACCGCAGUGGACUGACCGACCCAAACACACCAAGACACUCAGGUCAACACACACAGACCAUCUCACUCACACACACGCACCUUGCCCCACUUCUGCAGGCCCUAUGCUGUUGGCCACGGCGGUGGGGCGCGCCGGUCGAGUGUGCGGAUGUCGCCAUAUGGCGGUGGGGGCGGCCGGAGCAGAGGCAAACGAGAUGUGCUGAGAAGCGCAUGACGGUCCAUUUGUGUGGGAGGCGAUGGCCAUCGGACCUACAGACGGACUUUUGUAGUGCGGGAGGAUCCUUAGCUAAUGUGAUUAGCGAGCCUGGCGGUGUCUGGUGGGUGCCCUUGGCCCCCUCCCCAUGCACGCCGUCUUGUGUGUCGGUUGGUUCCGUCCCGCAGACCUCGUGUGUGAGUGGGGGGCGAAGGACACCCAAAGGACACAGACGAGAGAGAGAACGGCCGACACUCUUUGCCAGUCAGCCUGACGGACAGGGGGCUGCUCGGGACCCAUGUGUGUGUACUCGAUGUGUCUCGUUGGUGCGAUUCUCUCUGUGCGGCUGCGUCCUUGUCUCAGCGUCUGUGUAUGCUGCCUCAUCACUGUGACGGCUCAGUGCGUGGGGCUCCGUACACUGACGUCGGCUGAAGGGGGCACACGUGCGAGAGGGAUGACUGGUGCGAUGGACGACUGCAUCAAUAUCGGUGCACUUACCGGAUAAGACAGCUGUG
This is a messenger RNA of Vitrella brassicaformis, 2364 nucleotides long. Lineage: Eukaryota; Vitrellaceae. The record is from the annotation of a GenBank genome assembly.